Messenger RNA from Parasteatoda tepidariorum (common house spider), 2073 nucleotides. RefSeq lists its product as uncharacterized. NCBI's taxonomy places the organism in Eukaryota, Metazoa, Arthropoda, Arachnida, Araneae, Theridiidae. Gene Ontology annotation, molecular function: protein binding. The record is from RefSeq and is a predicted model, not a curated record.
AUUGAUUUUAAAAAUAUUUCCCUUUGGUUUUUUGAAAGAUUAGAGAGAGUUUAGUUAGAGAAAUCUCUAAAUGUUUAGCUAUGGCACGUUUAAUUAGUGGAAAUACUGGUUCCAAAUCUCUUCAACCUUCUCAUAAUGUGUUCCGAUUUAAAUGGAUUAUUCAAAACUAUUCCUUUUGCUUCAGGAACACUAACUCAGCUUUGAUCAGUCCCAGUUUUAAAGUUUCUGGGAUAAAUGGUAUGAAAUGGAACCUUAAUUUGUAUCCAAAGCAGGAAGAUGAAAGUGCAAAAUUUGUGGGACUUUAUUUACAAGAAGACAGGAAGGACGAAACAAUAAAAGAUAGGACGGAGUUUUCGGAAUGGAAAAGAGAGUUUAAAUUUGACGUGAAACUAGAUCUUAUUGCUACAAGUGGUAUCUUAAUAAAAACACGUAUAUAUCAUGAUCUAGAAUUUAAAAACCAAUGGGAUUUUUUUGUAUGGGGAUCUUCUCAUUUUGCCAAAAUAGAAGACAUAGAAAAAGAUGCAAAGUCUAGUUCUGAAGAUGUUUUAACCAUUUGUUGUUACGUAAGUAGUAAAAAUUUUGUUACCCCAAUUUUGACCGGAUAUCUAUGCCGCACUACGAUAUGCGUUGACCGAUUAACUUCCAGAUUCAAUUUGCAAUUCACUCUCGGCAGGUUGAAUAUCACGAGGCAAAAGUUAAACUUUCCAAAAAUUGCAAAUUUUGAAAUGGUUAUUUAUGAAACUAAUGUACUGAUGAGUGAUGAAACUGAUCUACGAAUCGAUAUUUAUUACGAUAAAUCGAAGGUGGAAGAUUGCAAAGGAUAUAUCGUUGAUUGCAAGCUUACUAUGCAAGAUGGAACUUCUGUCAUAUGUUUUGAAAGAGCUAAGCAUUGCUUCGAUCAUUUCCCGAGUACAUGGUCAUUUCCAUCCGGAGUAUUUUCUUGCGAAUUGCAAAACUUCAGAGAUAAUUACGUUGAAGAUAAAAAGUUCGUUUUGUUCUGUGACGUCAUGUGUUCCACUAACAAACAGACGCACUUUACUACAACUGAAUCAAUUUCAAAUGAUAUUAAUAAUUCUAUAGCAAAUGAUGCAAAUAAUCACCCUACCUUAAAAGGAGAGAUACUGAAGUCGGAAUGCAAAGUUGAAAACAAAAACUGCUAUGAUACAAAAUUAGUGGUUAAUAACCAAGUUGAUGAAGAUCAUAAAGCUCUAUCGUUUACUGAAUCACCAGUUUCUGAAGUAAAGUUUAAACAAAGAAUCCAGGAAGUUAUUGCGGGAAUAGGCAAUUGGAACUCAUUUUUGGAAAAUCUAUGUACUAAUGAAAUGAAAUCUAAUGAAAAAAAAAUUGAAUGCGAGCAAGUUAUAGCUCUUUUUACAGCAGCUGACAAGUGCUGUGAACUAUCAUUAUCUCUUAAGCAAAAGUGUCUUGCUUCUUUAAAGUCUGAAAUAUGUGAGGAAAAUGUCUGCGAGCUACUAAGUCUAGUUCAAGAAGAUAUUGAACUAAAAUCAACCGCAAUGAAUUUUAUACUUGCUAAUUCGGAUAAAAUUUUAUCUUCGCCGCAAUGGCUAUUGUGGUUAAAAAACAAUAUGGAAUUAGCUUCCGAUGUUGUGUCAAAAAUAUCUGCAAACUUGCGUGCUUCGCAAAUCGCAGGACAGGCAUUCUCCUCUAAAAGUGAUGGCCAUGAAAAGAAAAGGAGAUUAGCCUAAUAAAUUGUUCAAUUUAUACAAAUUUUGAUUGAUGAAUUUGUUGGACUACACUAAGGAAUUGCUUGAGGCAAUAAAGCUACUGCUUUUUUUAAACGAAACCUUUUUAAUGAGGCUGAAUGCAAUGUUUUCGGAGCAACGGAUAAAUUUCAUUGCUGGCCACGAUUUUUAAUCUAGUGGACUUAUGAACUCACUCAUCACCUUUGCAUUUUUAUAAGUAAAAAAAAAAUCUUGAUUCUUGUCUUUUUUAUUUUAUUUUAGGUAACAAAUUCUAAAAGAAAUAAAAGCUUGUAUUAUAAUCUGGACCAAUUACAUCCAAGAGAAAAAUAUUCAAAAUAAGAGAAAAAAAAGUGGGGAGUUAAAAGCAGCA